CGCCUUUACGGCUCACAUGUCCGGAAGUGGCUCCGAGCUCUGCUUCUGUUUUGUGACAGGAAGAAAAAACCUCCAGAGAAGAAGCCGAAGAGUUGUAGAAGUUGUGCCCGGUUGGUGUGACAGAGGGGCCGGCGGGGUGAUCCGGUGAACCCCCCCGGGGGGCUGAAACAUGGGCCUCCUGGUGAGGAUACGGAAGGAAUGGUUCAUCAUCGGGAUAGUGCUGGUCAUCUUAUCGGCCAAACUGCAGCCCAGCGUCGGUGUCAGAGGAGGUCCAUUGAGGCCAGAGAUCACUAUAGCGUACUUUGCUGUCUCGCUCAUUUUCUUCAACAGCGGCCUGUCUCUAAAAACAGAGGAGUUGACCAGCGCGUUGCUUCACGUCCGGCUCCACCUCUUCGUUCAGUCCUUCACGCUCGUCUUCUUCCCGCUGGCCGUGUGGUUGCUGCUCAAAGUGCUGGCGCUGACUGCCAUCGACCAAUGGCUGCUCAGAGGGUUACAGACGGUGAGCUGCAUGCCCCCUCCGGUCUCAUCCGCUGUUAUUCUCACCAAGGCCGUCGGAGGCAACGAGGCUGCUGCCAUCUUCAACUCAGCGUUUGGAAGCUUCCUGGGGAUCAUAGUGACUCCAGUGCUGCUGCUGCUGUUUCUCGGCUCCUCCUCCUCCGUUCCCUUCUCCUCCAUCUUCUCUCAGCUCUUCAUGACUGUUGUGGUUCCUCUGAUCCUGGGUCAGGUGUGUCGCGGUUUCCUCAGGGAGUAUCUGGAGCGGAGAAAGCCUCCGUUCGGUGCCGUCAGCAGCGCCGUUCUCCUCAUGAUCAUCUAUACCACCUUCUGUGACACCUUCAGUAACCCCAACAUAGAACUGGACCCCACCAGCCUGCUGAUGGUCGUCCUCAUCAUUUUCUCCAUCCAGCUGAGCUUCAUGCUGCUCACGUUUGCCUUUUCAACCAGGUCGGGCUCAGGAUUCAGCCCUGCAGACACUGUCGCCAUCGUGUUCUGCUCCACACACAAGUCUCUUACUCUGGGUAUCCCCAUGUUAAAGAUCGUCUUCGAGGGCUACGAGCAUCUCUCUCUGAUCUCAGUCCCUCUGCUGAUCUACCAUCCGGCUCAGAUCCUGCUCGGCUCCGUACUCGUACCGACCAUCCGCAGCUGGAUGACCAGCCGUCAGAAGUCUAGUCUGUUGUUGAGAUAGGGCCGCAUUCCAACACCACUGACCUGAGCCGUGAAACUAUCAACUCUUCAGCCCAUCUGACGAAACUGAAACAAGUGUUUUGGUAGUUCCGCACAAGUGUGUGUGUGUGUUUGUGCUGUGACUGUGGACUACGGUGAAGGGAUACAGCAGUACGUGCCUUAUUACAACCAAUCAACAGAGACCUCAGCCCGACGGAGGGGACGAAGCGUGCCAGUCACCUCGAUAUUCUCCGUUUCUACGACAACGAAAAAUUCUCAAAAAAUAUUUCCAUCAUAUAUAUAUUCUUUUAUAUUUAAAAGAAUCAAAUGUACAAGUUUAUUUUUAUAUGAAGUACCCAAAAAUUUCUGCAAAAAGAGGACAGCUGUUAUUCGUUUUUUAAGCACACGGAGAGUUUGUUUUGAAAAACAGCACCUCCCAGCAGGAACAGGAAGGAUGGAGUUACUGGGACCAUUCUUUUUUUAUUUCUCUUGCUAUUUUUUCACAUUUUUCUAGUAUCUUUCUUCUAGCUGUCACUGCCAGAAAGUGUGGACGUUUGUUACUUUUAUGCUCUUGAUAGAAACAAAUGAAUGCUGGAUUAUCAGACAUUUAAUAUACAAUUAUAAUAAUGACAGCUGUUUGGAUUUUUGACACUUUCUUAAAAUAACAUUUAUGUUUGUUGUUAAGAAGCAGUCCAGUAGGGACACCUUUGAGGUGAUGGUGUGGAGUUAACAAAUGAUCUAUCCAAAUGAAGGUAUGAUGGGAAGAAUGUUUCAUUUAACACAAUAUCAUAAUCUUUCCUUCUUUUAUGUCUGUAGUCUUGCAUUAUUCACACAUUUCCUUCAUCUGUUUUUAUAUUUUUGUCUGGAUCAACUUGGAUUCAACUAGGACAUUUACAACUUGCCCCAAUAAGGAGGCAGGAUUAUGAUCUGUGCUCUUAUCAAGCAGGUGUUAUCCAGCACAGUAAAAACAUUUUUGAAAUAGCUAAAAUUGCACAAAAUAUGUUGAAAAAAUUUACAUUAUACAUCUAUAUGUAGAUGAUAUCCUGUUUUACAUCUAUGGUAAUGUUUGCCGACAUCGUAUUGAUCACCAAUUACCAUCUCUCAAUGCUCAUAAUGUUAUGCUAAUGAUGUUUCGAAGGUAUGUUUUCCAUAAUCACCAUGCUAACAUUUGCUAAUUAGCACUAAACACAAAGUACAGCAGAAGCUGAUGGUAAUGUCGUUAGUUGUGAAUGUAUUUGGUUAUAAAACAGUGUUGGAUAAAAAGUCAGGGGAUCCCCAAAGUUAUUAUAGUUCAUUCUGAGGUGACAUGUCUGUCCGAAAUUCAUGGCAAUCCAUCCAACAGUUGUUUAGACAUUUCACUCAAAACUACAAUAGCUUGUUUGCCCAUGAUGUAACUUUACUGCGUUCCUGUGGUGCGGGUGGUCAAAAACAAAACAAAAAAGCCUGUUGUAAAUCGUUUUGUUCUCUAAACAAUCAAUCUUAGAAACCCCAAGGAACUUUUUAUCAAGUACCAAAAGUUGUUGACACAAAUUGAAAAAUGAUAGAAUACUGCUUCCGAGUACUUCUGUGGACAGGGCAGCAGCAAAUAGUAGUUUAAGUGUAUGCUAUAUUUAGAAUAUUUUCAUCACUUUAGCUUGCUGUCAGCCUUUUCUGAUGGGGAACUGAAGCACUAUAUCAAUAUCCUCAAAGUCACCAGACUCGUUUAACAAAAACAGUAAUGUUACCUCACAUAACACAGGAAUUGCUGGUCUAACAAUACUUUGUUCUACAGUAACUAACAUUAGUUCGGAUCAAAAUGAACUUGUUAAAACACAAAAGUCACACUAUAACAUUAACUCAUGAAUGCAGCUGUAGACCAGAAACUUUCAUCUUCUGCAAGCUAAGAUUGCUGUUUUUGUCAAAUGAGUCUGGUGGCUUCAGUUCGCCAUCAGAAAGGCCAAGUCUUUAAAUUCAGCUGAUAAUCGCGUCCAACAUAGGUGGUUUUCUGUUUUGCUCUUUCUCUCUAAUAUCGUUUAAACUAGCACCGAACAAACUUUACUCCAUCUUAUCCAUUCUGUCUGUCACUUCCUGCCCUCCAUCUGAAUUUAACGUGUCAUCAGUAUCACGAAAAUUGCAAACAAGCUAUUGUCAAGCUCACAAUGGCACAAGAGGAAAUGACAGGGGACCACCAAAGUCUAUAGGAUUCAUUCUCUGGGAACCAUGAAUGUCUAUACAAAAUUCCAUCGAAAACAUUGUAGUUGUUGAGAUAUUUGACUGGAUGAGUUAGCAAAAAUCACCAAAGUACUUGGGUUUCAUCAUCUGGGUACCAUGAAUGUCUGUACCAGUUGUCAUGGUAAUCCAUCCAGUACUGUAGUUGUUGAGAUAUUUAAGACCAAAGUGGACUGACCAACAGACUGACAUUGCCAUUCAUAUAGCCACGCUACAAGCAAGGAUAAUAAUUAAGGUCUUGAAACAGGGUCGUCGCCUGGUAAUCAAACUGAUUUAGUCAAUGAUUGAGGCAUCUGGAACCCGAUUUGUCCUAUUCAGAGGGAUGACAGUGAAUGUAUCAUCCAUGAAAUACUUAUUCUCAGUCCAUUCAUACAAGGCUCACAGUAUUUUUAGCCAGCGUUGGUCGGUUUGUGAUGUUUUAUGGACCAGACUGUCAAACGCGUAUAUAACAAGGGCUUGUCUUUGCUCAGGGGCUGGUCUCACUACUUAGCCUUACAUCCCUCUGAUGUCAAUUCUGAUUUCCCCAGGACCUUUUUAUGAAGAUAUUUGAGGGCCUCAGCUCUCUGAACAGCUGAUUGUGUUUCUGUUGUAGUAGAGGACAGAAUUAGUAUGUUAACUUUACCAUAAUUUUUUCCUAAAUCUGUCUACUUUAUAGUAGCACCCUGACCAACCAUGGGAAGCUGCUAGUCUAGUGAUCAGGACAUGAUGCCUAACAGGCUUCCCAUUAACAUACACUGCCACUGGAUUGUAACUGUGUGGGACAUCCAACUAUCGUAAUAUUAGCAAUCCCUUUUUCCACAAUCUUACCUUAAAUCUGCAAUAAUUGAAGUUUUUUGGCCACUUGGGGGCUGUGGAAACAAGUUGUGCAAACAACAAUGAUAUAUUAUUGCCUUUUAAAUUAGAAAUACUUAGUAAAACAGUUGUGUAUUUACACAUCCAGCAGUUGUAGAACAAAAUUAUCAUUGAUUUGUAGUCAGGUUUGUGUCCACCUGAUGAAUCUAAGUCCAAUAUUCACUCACUUUUAGCUCAGUUUUUUGUCUCUACCAGCUCCUGAGGGAAAUAUCUGACUCUUUAGCUGCUAAAUGCUCCGUUAUGUUUACCGGUUAGUUGUCUGUCUGCUGUUUGGUGCUGAACAGCAGCAUCUUCAGGCCAAAAAUUACGAUGUGAACCAGAACAGUUAAGUUGUGGACCACAGCGAAAACAGUGAGCUGAAACUCACUACAAAGCUCCAUAAAGCAGAAGGGAGCUGCAUAUUCAGGUGAUGAUUCUUUGUAGGUACAUCACUACAAGUGACAUCUUUCACAUUGUCAUUUGAUAUAUUACUAUAAUGUAAUGUUAUAAAUAAAAAUAUCUGUUAUAGCUGCUUUAAACAGGUGUUUUAUUUGCCUAACCUCAACCAUACCUUAAUCAUAGUCUAUUUGCCACAGCUACAGUCUUUCCUGUAGCUGCCAGGUGAAGAAAGAAAUGAAUUUAAAAACAUUGGCCUUGGAUGUUAAAAGACAUUGUAAUUGAACAUAGUCUUGUUCAAGAAUCUUCAUUGUUAUGUCUGACAAUAGGGUCAGAGAAGCAAAAGUCUAUUUCUUGAAUAACCUUCACAGAAACCUUUUACCAGAAUGUUUGUUGAGAAUGUUACUGAUUUGAUCUACAGACACAAAGAAUGACUUCAGCUCCAUGUUUUCAGCCUGGUUUAUGUAUCUCUAACAAACAGGAGUCAUCCACUGUUACUGUGGAGGUUAUUAAAGCCUCUACAGCGCUAAUGCCAUUUCAUUGGCUGUCCAGUAACAGUUGAGUUUAUAGUCAACCUCUGUCUGUUUACAGUGUUAUUGUUUUGCCAGUAGUAUAUUUUGGGAAGAAAGAUGGUCAACUGGGUAUGUAUGGGUCUGCUCUGCUGCUUGUUUACAUAAGAAGGUAUAAGGAAAUAAACCUACAAACUUUGAAAA
Dicentrarchus labrax (European seabass) is the source of this 5309-nucleotide messenger RNA. RefSeq names its product solute carrier family 10 member 7 (gene slc10a7). Gene Ontology annotation, cellular component: plasma membrane. The record is from RefSeq and is a predicted model, not a curated record. Lineage: Eukaryota; Metazoa; Chordata; Actinopteri; Moronidae. The coding region runs from base 170 to 1183 and encodes 337 amino acids. The transcript has 13 exons.